AAAAACCCAAAUAAAUUAGGGCGGCAAUAAAUAAAACCCUCGGCCAGUAUAAACCCGCGCCACAGAAGGGAGAAGAACACAAAGUGUCGCCCUUUGAGAUUCUCUUUUCAUCAAAUUCAAUGGCUUUCUGGGGAGUUGAAGUGAAGCCAGGAAAGCCUUUCACUCUCAAGGCUACUACUACUACAAAUGAUGCUAAAAGACUUCACCUUUCCCAGGCGACACUGGGGAUGAGUAGUAGUAAUACGGGAACAGGCAGCAGCAGCAGAAUCAUUCUUCAGUGUAACGUUGGGAACAAAAGUCCACUCUUCUUAUGUGUCCUGUCUCCUGAAAAGGUUGAUUCUUGCCAACUCAAUAUUGAGUUUCAAGAAGCUGAAGAUGUUAUCUUCUCUGUUAUCGGUUCUCCUAGUGUUCACCUCACUGGCUACUUCCUCGCCACCGGCGGUUUAAUGCUAAAUGAUGACCAUUCGGAGUCAUUUGGAGAAGACAUUGUUGACACAGACGUCGAGAAAGUUAGCAGUGAUGAUUAUGACUACAGCGAUAGUUUCAUUAAUGAUGAUGAUGAUGAUGAUGAUGAUCCAUCUCCCCGCGCUUCUCAGAUCUCUACUUCUGACGAUGAUGCUAAAACAAAGGCAAAGAAGUUUAAUAAAAGACUAAGGAAGAAGUUUCAAGUCUCUGAUUCAGAUUCCGAGGACUCCGUAGAGAUACUUGACAACGAUAAUGACCACAAGAUCCCAAAGGUAGUUUCUUCAGAGGUUCCUUUGGAGAAUUCUGAGAAGACAUCAGAAGCAACAAAUCCUACUCACGUGGCUAUGGAUAAUAUAAAGGAGGAUAAGCCAUCUGGUGAGGUUGAACUUGGCUCUGAUGUGCUUCCAGAGAAGAAGAAGAAGAAAAGAAACAAGGAAUCAGUUGUUAUUAGCACAGACGAAGGAGAGGAGGAGAAAGAUAUGCCAGGGACUGACAAAGCAAUAGAAUCAUCAACUGAUGGAACUCUAUCAAAGAAAAAGAGGAAGAAAGAGAGGAGAGAGGAGGAGACUACAGGGAGGAAGAAACAAGCUAUCGAAAAGAACAUGGAGAAAGAAGCUAGUACUAAGGAACUACCGGAACCAGAGAUUUCUUCAAACGAGGUGACAAUUGAAGAGAUUGAAAAAGGAGAGUUAGAUGGUAAAGUAGCUGUCCAUGGAAAAAGGGUCAGCAUACUCUAUACUGGGAAGUUGAAAGACACUGGGAAAGUGUUUGAAUCAAACUUGGAAGAAGCUCCAUUAAGAUUUCGCUUAGGUGGAGAAAAGGUCAUAAAAGGUCUCAGUAAGGGUGUUGAAGGGAUGCGAGCUGGUGAUAAGAGAAGACUCACAAUUCCACCAUCUCUUGGGUACUCCGAGGAAGGACUGAAGAAGGAAGAUGUGCCUAAGAAUUCGUGGCUUGUCUAUGAAGUAGAGGCAGUAAAAGUGAGAUGAUGUCAUUGGCUCUUUUGAAACAAGUUCAAGCCUUUUUAUUUUUUUCUUCUCGAGUCAUCUAUUUGCCUCCAAUUUUGUUCGUUUUGGGGAGGGGAUUUCUUAGCUGUUCGCAUAACUCAGCCACAUGGUUAUUUAAUUUCAUCGGUCAAGAAGAUGGAAACUUGUUUUAGUUGAACUUUUUUCAUCGAAGUGUAAUAUCCUCCGAAACGAUUCGUAUAUAGUCA
Messenger RNA from Raphanus sativus (radish), 1675 nucleotides. Its product is annotated as peptidyl-prolyl cis-trans isomerase FKBP43-like. The record is from RefSeq and is a predicted model, not a curated record. Lineage: Eukaryota; Viridiplantae; Streptophyta; Magnoliopsida; Brassicales; Brassicaceae. The transcript has 11 exons. Bases 120 to 1451 code for a protein of 443 amino acids. Gene Ontology annotation, molecular function: peptidyl-prolyl cis-trans isomerase activity.